AUGGGAAAAGCAACAGUCAUCUUGUCGAGUGCCUUCCUCGCUAUCGGAGGCUUCUUGUUUGGUUAUGAUUCUGGUAUCAUCGGAGGAGUAAUCUCCUUCCCUCAGUUUAUCGAGUACUUCGACAACCCCAACAGCACAGUCACCGGUGGUAUCGUCUCGACCUUCCAAGGUGGAGCUGUUUUGGGUACGAUCAUCAACAUGGUCAUCGCCGACCGCCUCGGUCGCAAGAGGACUAUCGCUGCAGGUUCGAUCGUGUCCUUGAUUGGCUGUGUUCUGCAGGCUGCGGCCGUUAAUAUGGCUAUGCUGAUGGUUGGAAGAUUCAUCGCAGGCGCUGCUGUUGGUAUGCUCACCUCGACUAUCCCCAUGUAUGCCGCCGAGAUUUCCGAGUCUAGGUACAGAGGUGCUCUCUCGGGUGCCCUCCAGUGGUUCUUGUCUUGGGGCUUCUUCGCUGCUCAAUGGAUUGGCUAUGGAUGCCAGCAUGUCAAAGGACCCUUCUCUUGGCGCUUUCCUCUAGCAUUCCAGUGCAUUCCCGCUGUCAUCUUGGUCUGCGGUAUCUGGUUCCUGCAAGAAAGUCCCCGAUGGCUUUGCGAGAAAGAUCGCUGGGACGAAGCCAGAACUGUUCUUCAGAAGCUACACCACGAUGGAACUGCUGAGACCGACCAACGCAUCGAGCUUGAGUUCCGCGAGAUCAGGGAUGUCAUCGAAGCCGACCGCCUCAACAACUCGACCUCCAUCAGCAAGAUCUUUACCAAACCCAGCUGGCGUAAGCGUCUCCUGCUUGGAUGUGGUGUACAAGCCUUCGGUCCUCUCAGUGGAAUCAACGUCAUCAACUACUAUGGUCCUGAGAUUUAUAAGAUCCUCGGAAUCGAUAACUCAACCUCGCUCAUGAUCAUUGGUAUCAGCGGAUCGCUCUCCAUCGUCUACUGCACCAUCGGCCUUUGGGCACUCGAACGCUUCGGCCGUGUCAAGCCCCUCAUUAUCUCGGCCGCCGGCCUUGGAGCCGCUCUCGUCUGCAACGCCGCUAUGUCCCAGACCCUCGACCCCAGCAACGGAAACAUGCUUCGCGCCAUGGUCGCCAUGAACUUUGUCUUCUCACUGUUCUACACUCCCCUUGGCAUCAUCUCUUGGGUAUAUCCUGCUGAAAUCUUCCCCGUUGAGGUUCGCGCUUUCGGCAAUGCGACUACGACGUUCACGAACUGGGUACUCAACCUCAUCUUCGCUCAGUUCAGUCCCCAGGCACUGAAGUCGAUUGGAUUUCGCUACUUCUAUGUCUUCUUUGUGUUUAACAUGAUUGCUAUGCUUUGCUACAUCUUCUUCUACCCUGAAACCAAGGGCAAGACCCUGGAGCAGAUGGACGAGCUGUUUGGUGAUCAAUUGGUACCUCAUGCUCUCGAGGAUCCUAAGGGAGCUGCCAUCGCUAUGGAGAAGAACAACAUCUCGAUGCAUGAGGAAGUUUUCAGGGUGUAG
Molecule: messenger RNA, 1467 nt
Organism: Aureobasidium namibiae CBS 147.97
Lineage: Eukaryota; Fungi; Ascomycota; Dothideomycetes; Dothideales; Saccotheciaceae
Product: general substrate transporter
Exons: 5
Coding region: 1-1467 (488 amino acids)
Biological process (GO): transmembrane transport; carbohydrate transport
Cellular component (GO): membrane
Molecular function (GO): carbohydrate:proton symporter activity
Source: RefSeq, a predicted model, not a curated record